Messenger RNA from Odontomachus brunneus, 1299 nucleotides. Its product is annotated as diacylglycerol kinase theta-like. Gene Ontology annotation, molecular function: ATP-dependent diacylglycerol kinase activity. Lineage: Eukaryota; Metazoa; Arthropoda; Insecta; Hymenoptera; Formicidae. The transcript is spliced from 6 exons. The coding region runs from base 667 to 1005 and encodes 112 amino acids. The record is from RefSeq and is a predicted model, not a curated record. Gene Ontology annotation, biological process: lipid phosphorylation; intracellular signal transduction; diacylglycerol metabolic process.
CUUGAUAUGGUCGCGUGUCGCGUACUUUGUGAGUCAUUACGUCUCGGACCGACGAGUGACGCAUAUGCCGCGACGCGAGGUGUGUAUAUUGUUAAUAUUUCCCGUUGGGUGAUCAAAAUAUUUUGUCAACGGUGGACUUUUCAAUGGAAUUACAAGAUACUGGUCUGCAGCGGGGAUGGAACAAUAGUUUGGGUGUUACAAUGUUUAAAUAAUGUGGGUCAAGAUAGCGAGUGUUCUUCUCCCGAAUGCGCUAUCGUGCCUCUGGGAACAGGAAACAAUCUCGCUCGUGUGUUAUGUUGGGGUUCCGGUUACACAGGAGACGAGGACCCGCUGAAUUUACUACGAGACGUUAUCGACGCGGAAGAAAUAAUAUUGGAUAGAUGGACUGUGGUUCUUUACCCGCAAGAACAAGAUGUAGGCAGCAACCCUCAAGCAGUCGCUAAUGCAACUGAUGCAAGGUCAAGUAGCGAAGAUAACACGCAAAUUAUGUAAUGAAUAAUUAUUUUGUCAUUGGCGUCGAUGCAGAUUUAUGUUUGGACUUUAAUAAGAAGAAAACCCUAACAAAUUCAAUAGCAGAUUACGGAAUAAAGUUGGGGUUCUGGUGCUAAUCCCUGGGGACCAGAUACUAAAGAAGAUCAAUUUUAUACGCCAAAUCACUAGAAUGGUAUGCUAGAUGUUGUCCGAGUCACGGGCGUUAUGCAUCUUAGACAGAUACAGUCAGGUUUACGCACGACUAUGAGGAUAGCACAAGGCGGACACAAAAAAAUCCAUCUAAACUCGGAUAUACCUGUACAAGUGGACGGUGAACCGUGGGUGCAGAGUCCAGGAGAUAUCGUGGUCUUGAAGUCCGCACUCAAGGCUACGAUGCUGAAGAAGACUAAGGGUACAAUGAAGCGACAUAAUAUAGAGUCCAGUAUGCAGUUGGCGUUACAGGCUGCACCACCGAACGAACCGGUCGCGGAAAUCUUCUGCGUGAAUGAACAAAUGUUAUGUGAAAGUGGAUGAGAAUACGUUGCCGUGAUCACGAGCACGUAGUCGCAAGACAGAGGACUCGAUCGAUUUGGCACUGCAGUAAUAAAAUAAAAUCGGCAUUGAUGAAAUCGUCUGACGGCGGUUACGAUACACGAACUUAAACAUAAGGCAGGCACAUACAACGCAAGGGAAAAAUAAAGGGAAGGAACAACCACUCGACGAGAGAAAGCAGGGAGAGUGACAGGUAGAUAAGGUUUUCAAAUCACACGGGCACACGUAAUAUACACAGCGUAAAAAAAUCCCCGAUUAAUGAUUCUUAAUGUUUGU